GAGGUGACGGCCUGCCCCGUGAGGGGGCGCACGAAGACCGACCAGGGCGAGCUGCUGUCGCCCGGCGACCUGCUCCUGGACGGUGGCCGACGCCAAGAAGUAGGAGGGCCAGAGGCAUUCCACAUCGAUGUUUAUUAUCCGCAGGAGGUGCAGGAGGCGCUAGCAACGGGCUGGGCUGGAGGUCUGUGCUGCGUUGUGAGAUUUUUUCGUUCGUUUCAUUUCCGGCCGAUCCUCAUUGGACGCCGUGUCAAACUAGGCGCGGAGUUCCGCGGAGCCUUCAUGCAAGGGCAUCCGCAAGGCCACUUUCUCAUCCCAGUUGCUUGAUUGUCCUCCGCCUGUCUCCAUCCACCCCUUCUCUUCAGGAGGGA
Messenger RNA from Prorocentrum cordatum, 368 nucleotides. The record is from the annotation of a GenBank genome assembly. NCBI's taxonomy places the organism in Eukaryota, Dinophyceae, Prorocentrales, Prorocentraceae.